Molecule: messenger RNA, 2072 nt
Organism: Anopheles stephensi (Asian malaria mosquito)
Lineage: Eukaryota; Metazoa; Arthropoda; Insecta; Diptera; Culicidae
Exons: 4
Coding region: 447-803 (118 amino acids)
Source: RefSeq, a predicted model, not a curated record
GUGGCAAUUGAGCGUCCCGUGUUCUGGUGGUUACGUGCGAUAAAUGUGUAGCACAGCUAGUCAGCCAGAAUAUUCGUCGCGAGUAGUCGUAGUGCUAGAAUUGUGUGCUGUGCCAGGUAGUAUAUCUAGUGUGCUUUAAUCGUUCAAUCGACGGGUUUUUGGGGUUUUAGUGUACCGAGCAGCCAGGCCUAACCGUUUGUAGCCGCCUAAUGAACCACGCUUCGUUAUAUGCUUUCACCAAGCGAAUAUAGUCCUAAAUAAGACGGUGCGUAAGCGGAUCCCAACGCAGGAAAGGAAAAGCGGAGCCCAUAAAAUUGACGAAGCUUGCAAUCCUGUCGGGUCAGAUUUGACGUGAGAGCUUUUAAAACUUGCCCCCCUACAUACACAACCAUUCAUUCAUCUCGGCUAGUCUAGGGCAGCUCUGCUUCGCAGCUCAUUCCGUCACAAUGCGCGUGGAAAUGAAUCUCGACGUUCAGCACUGUCACGAUGACAUCGGUACCAAAAUAGCAGAAUUUAAGCAAGAUUCGGAAAAAAUGAACGACCUGAAUCUGUUCCUCGACAGUGUGCUGGAGGAGGCGCAACAAAAUGCGGAAAUAAAACUGCAAAGCAAACUGGACGAAGAACGACCUAAAAAUGGCAACAAGCUUCUUACUGGCAUCAAGCAACACAGAAUGGUGACACGCACCAGAGGGAUUGUUUUACGAAUUUUCGAAGCAAUUUGCAACUGUACAAACUCCGCCACCAUUCCAGGGCAACGGCCAGCGACAGCACCGGCCAACGUUGGAUCCACCUCCAAACACUAAAUCUUCUAUCAACUAUAUCUUCUCACUGUCGUCCUACUUGUACUUCUACCGCAACAAAAGAGCUAAGAUGACUGUGUACAUCGUUAUGACUGUGGGUUUGUUUCAAUGUUAGAGAAACUAAACAGCAAAUGAGAUAAUAUUCGUACCAAAUCAAACUAAACGCCGGCGCCAUUUGUGGCGCAAAUUUUCCGGUACCCCUUUUUCCAAGUAUACACGUACAACACACUAACCGGAUCGUGCAGCAAAGUUCAUGCAAUUGAGCAACGGUGGACUGUUGCAUAUACUAACCGUACUGAUAAAUUGUGUAUGUAACAUAUGUACCAUUUACAACAUCAAUGCCAUAUCGUUUUUGAUAUGGAGUCUGAAGGCGAAUCAAAACGUAUACACGAACUACAAUCCCACCAAAAAAUCCGUUGCAUUGCCCACUGACUAAUGUCCGGCCUUGAUUGUAUUCCACAUUGUGCAAUCUCUACAGUCUACAUUCAACUUUUAACAAUUUCUGAUGAAAGGUUUCAAUAACAGAGCGUCUUUUUUAAACAAAAUUACAAACCUUAGAAAAUCAACAGAGUGGGCAAUAUUAACACCAUUUAAGAAGCAGGGCGUAGGUUACAGAGUCGAAUCACUGUUUUUACUCUACAAUUUUUGUUUUUAAGAAAUCAGAUAAUCUGGGAAGUUCCGGUUCAUUUAACCAACCGAACAUCCUUAUUUUUGCCUUCCAAUGAAUCAUGCAUUAAAACCAAUGUACCAAUGUAUGGCUAUCGUAUAGAAACUGUUCCAUGUUUUCGAUUUAUUUUGAUUUUGCGCCUUUGUUAUGAGGUUUAUAACUUUUUAAUUACCAUCCCCUUAGAUGAUCAUAUCCGCAGCUCUGGGAGAUUUUAGACUACAAUUUAUGGCGUAUUAAUAUACUUUUUUCAACAAAUUUAUGCUUUGCAUCACCAUUCAGCGAAUAUCAUUGCACUGGAUAAAGUUUAAUUAUCUUUAAAUACGUUUCUGAAAUCAUUUGCUGUGUACCAUGAAUUGACAUGAUUGACAAUCAAAAUUCUGAGCAAUAUUUUCAUGUUAAAGAAAGGCAAUUAAAUAAAACACUUUUUAAACUUGCUUUCUGUAAUUCAGUUGACACAGUGUGCCAUUGGGCAAUUACUGAGCUAACAAAACAAAACCUUCUAGGGGCAUCUAAUGCAGUAGAACCAUGUAUGUGUAGUUGAAACAAUAAUAAAGUGUGUAUAAAAAUAAAUUGGAUAACAACAAACUGGCUUACAUGACAUUAAA